AAUGCCACUGCUUUGCUGCGUCUCGAGCAGCAGUAGAGUUUUUGGAGUUUUUUUAGAUACGAGCAGAGUUUUGGAGUUGAAAAGAAGGAGAUACAUGACAUAUACUCGUACUCCUUUGAACAUACACCUGAAUCCAUAGGAAGAAACACAAUAUAUACAGGUGCAAGCAUUAUUGUUCUGGCUUCUCCUAGUAGAGGAAUUCAGGAUGUCUCGACCCCCGAUCAUGACCAUUUUCCUUGGCAUCGGCAUCACCGUGCUUGCGGCCCUUGCUCUCGCAUCCGAGGGCCGCGUUUCUCGAAAGGACCUGAGCAUCGACCUCGGCGGUGGCGGCGGCGGCGGCGGCGCAGGCAUUGGGAUCGGUACUGGGAUUAGCAUCGGCAUAGGUGGUGGUGGCGCCGGUGCCGGUGGCUCUGGCUCUGGCUCAGCGUCUGGGUCUGGGUCGGGAUCAGGCUCUGGCUCGGCCUCAGGUUCCGGGUCCGGUGCUGCUUCUGGUGCAGGUUCAUCGGCGGGCUCCGGUGCAGGAUCAUAUGCUGGCUCUGGCGCCGGCUCCGGUGCGGGUGCGGGGUCAGGAGCUGGGUCCGGCGCGGGUUCGGGUUCAGGUUAUGGGCAAGGGCAAGGUGCAGGUGCAGGUGAAGGCCACGGCCAAGGAUCUGGGUAUGGCGAAGGGCAUGGGGCAGGCCAGGGCCAGGGUUCCGGGUCUGGCUCCGGAUACGGUGAGGGAAGUGGCUCCGGUCGAGGAUCUGGCUAUGGCCAAGGUUACGGCUCUGGCUCCGGCCAAGGAUCAGGAUCAGGAUCCGGCUACGGUGAAGGUUACGGCGCUGGCUCGGGCUCCGGUCAUGGCCAAGGCUCUGGUUACGGUGAAGGUACAGGCUCAGGCUCAGGAUACGGCGAGGGACACGGCUACGGAUACGGCUCUGGUUCUGGAAAUGGCAAAUAAAGAUGGUGAACAACGGCUCGCCCACCGGUGUGUGUUUGCUAAUGCUCAGUUCUCUGAACUCUGGUGUCUUCUUUCUGUGUAUCCGUAUACAAAAAUAAGUAUGUAUGUACACGCGACAAACUAUGGACAAAGAAUUGUAUCGUACGCUCUUGUUCACCAUACAUGUAAAACUAAGCAGUUCGCUCUUAUAUCUUUGGCAAUGUCUAACUU
This is a messenger RNA of Sorghum bicolor (sorghum), 1147 nucleotides long. RefSeq names its product keratin-associated protein 6-2. The record is from RefSeq and is a predicted model, not a curated record. Lineage: Eukaryota; Viridiplantae; Streptophyta; Magnoliopsida; Poales; Poaceae. The coding region runs from base 206 to 937 and encodes 243 amino acids. The transcript has a single exon.